GUCACUGUCGCACAAGCAGCUAAAUAUGGACACGUGAUCUGUUAAAAGUCUACGUGUCAAGUGAAGUUGUACGGGACCGUUAUUAUCGCCACAUUCCGUUUUCUUAUUUAGACCAAGGAAAAAAAAACAAAGGGUAAUGCAAGCAAAGAAAGAAGAUCGAAGAACUCUCAACUCUCAAGCUAUGGGUUCAUCAAAAGAUGAUGCUAGUGUCACCAACAUCUCUGUAGAAGAGCAUUUUAGCGUCUCUCAAUCUAGUCCCGGUGGACAGUUUGUAGGCCCAACAGAAGAAAUUUCCACGGCGGCGGAAGCACUUAUCGGGAGGUCGACAACAUUAACGGAGGCUCUGAAAGCAGCAGCCAUGAAUGUCGGCCACAAACCAGUGGAAACCACCGACGUAGCUGCCAUAAAAGAGGUAGAAACAAGGGCUAUCGGAGGAGACGACAUAGAAGGUACUGGCGGUGGUGUAACCGCCGUGGCAAGUAAGGCGAUUGCUCGUAACAAAACAAUAGGAAAAGAAAGUGAGAAGACAAAUCUCCGCGACGUUAUCGCGGAGAUUGAUGUGAAAGUAACGAGAGACAGAGAAGUGACAAGUGAAGACGCAGAAGCAGUGGUUCAAGCUGAGCUUAAUCAUUCUCCUUUCAAGAAUAUUAUUCCUGGAGGUGUUGCUGAAUCCGUCGCUGCAGCUUAUAAACUUAAUCACGAUCCAUCUCUUUGA
Arabidopsis lyrata subsp. lyrata is the source of this 715-nucleotide messenger RNA. Its product is annotated as late embryogenesis abundant protein 49. Lineage: Eukaryota; Viridiplantae; Streptophyta; Magnoliopsida; Brassicales; Brassicaceae. The record is from RefSeq and is a predicted model, not a curated record. Bases 137 to 715 code for a protein of 192 amino acids. The transcript has 2 exons.